UUUGGCUUUUAGCCUUUUCAUUUUCCCUCUCUUCUUUCUCUCGUCUCGGCUACUGAGACGCUUAAAACUGUUAACAGUGCAUCACUUUACUGGUCACAUUUUCUGCUGCUUCCUGUUCUUUUUAUUUUGACAAAGCACCAACACAUUAUCCAAUUACAACGCAACACAUUCCCUCAUAAUUUCCUUCAACAACUUCUACCCACUCUUCACUCACCCUAAGUUUUCAAUUUCAGCUGCUGAAACCCUAAAAUGGAAUCGGAGAUGAGCCAAUCAGGCUCCACAAUGGGCCAACCUUCUGGUGAUCUUGGACCUGGUUCCGUCAGGAAUGAUGGCGUUUUGAGAGCGGUGAUUGAUACUUCUGCUCCUUUUGAGUCUGUCAAGGAGGCUGUUAGCCGAUUCGGUGGAGUCGGUUACUGGAAACCCUCUCAACAUAAGCUCUCCGAAACUGAGCAUGAGGUGGAAGAGGCUGACAUUUCAAAAUUAGAGGAACAAACCGCACUGCUGGAAAAAGAUUUGAUCGUGAAAGAAAGGCAAACACUGGAUGUUCUCAAAGAGUUGGAAUCAACAAAAUCAAUGGUUGAAGAACUAAAAUUGAAGUUACAGAAACAGGCAUCUGAAGCCAAUGUGUCCCUGGAGUCAACUGCAGAUGAUAGAAAUUUGACACCUGCUUUAGAGGAAGAAAAGGAGGACCUUAACCGUGAGAAUCUUGGAGAUCAUCAUCAGAAUUUAAUGGGAGGUUUGAGCUGCUGCCCCUCUUCAGCUCCUGGUUUAAUUUUAAUGGAACUGAAACAGGCUAAGUUGAACCUUUCUAGGACUACUAAUGAUCUUGCUGAUAUUCGAGGUUCUGUUGAAUUUCUAAAUAAGAAAUUAGAAAAGGAAAAAAUAUCACUUGAAAAAACCCGUGAGAGGUUAACCCUAAAUUCCUCAAAGAUUUCAUCUCUUGAGGAAGAGCUAAACCAGACAAACCUAAAACUUAAAGCGGUGAAAGAUGCUGAAAUUAAAGGUGGUUCCGAGAACUCUUUGGAUAUAUCAAGAGAGCUCCAACGUCUGAAUUCUGAGACAGACCAGUUCAUAAAAAUGGGAGAAGCUGCACAGUCUGAAGUUCUGAAAGCAAUAUCUGAGAUUGAACAAACAAAAAGCAAGAUAAAAACAGCUGAGAUCAGGUUGAUUGCUGCCAGAAAAAUGAAGCAAGCAGCAAGAGCAGCUGAAGCUGUUGCACUUGCAGAGAUCAAGGCUAUGUCAACCUGUGAGAACUCAUCAGGAGAUUCCUCAAAGGCAGAUGUAGUAACUCUUACAUUUGAAGAGUAUUCAGCCUUAACCUGCCAAGCUCAAAAAGCCGAGGAGCUAUCCAAGGCCAAGGUAAUAGAUGCUAUGCAUCAAGUUGAUGAUGCAAAUGUUUCAAGGAUGGAAGUCUUAAAGAAGGUAGAGGAAGCUACAGAAGAAGUCAAAACCAGUAAGAGGGCCUUGGAAGAAGCCCUCAACAGAGUAGAGGCUGCAAAUAAGGGAAAGCUGGCAGUUGAAGAAGCUCUUCGCAAGUGGAGAUCUGACCAUGGGCUGAAAAGACGUUCAGUUCAGAACUCUACCAAGUUUAAGAAUUCAUACUCAUCUCACAAUCGGAGGGAUUCCCUUUUGCUGGAUGUAAAUGGACUAAACCUAGUGAGUGAUGCACCGACACCUGUUCUGAAGCCAACCCUAUCAAUAGGCCAAAUACUUAGCAGGAAGCUACUGUUGCCUGAAGAGUUUGAGACAGGAAUGCCGGCAGAAAAAGGCACCAUGAAGAGAAAGGUGUCACUGGGUCAAAUGCUCGGUAAACCAAAUGAUGAUGUACGCUCUACUUGUAAGGCUGAGAAGGAGAAUUGUCCCAAGCAGUUUUCUGGGAAGAGGAAGAAGUUUGGAUUUGUUAAAUUCUCGCUACUCUUGACAAAGCAGAGUAAGAAGAAGAGGCCAACUCCAAACUUGAGGUAGUGUUUCUUAGUUUCUAAUUUUAUCUCCUUAUCAUGGUGGACUCUUUCUCAUUCCUAUUUCUAGUGUUUCUAUUUUCAUGUAGCUGUUUCUAUUAGCUACUUAUAUAUCUUGUUUUUGGCUGUUGUAGAGAUGUAGAAUAUCCUACAUCUUUCCUCGGCCAUUUCUAAGUUUAUGCGACUCUUCCACCCCAUGAUAUUUCCCUUGAAAUGGGAUUUGACUGGACUGUAUGCUGGGAUGUAAUUUGUUCUGGAGAACUAAUAUGACUUGUGAUUAGAAUCUUCUGAUCUCACCAGUGAAUUCCAAGCUGAUAUGCUUGAUUAGUUA
Manihot esculenta (cassava) is the source of this 2289-nucleotide messenger RNA. RefSeq names its product WEB family protein At2g38370-like. The record is from RefSeq and is a predicted model, not a curated record. Lineage: Eukaryota; Viridiplantae; Streptophyta; Magnoliopsida; Malpighiales; Euphorbiaceae.